GGCCACGGCGGCGGGGGGCCCGCGGCGCCCCCUCACGGGCCACUGCCGAGACUCCGCUCCCAUACUGCGUCCCCCACAGCACCCAGGACUACAACUCCCAGAGGUCCCACAGCACUCGGGACUACAACCCCCAGAGGUCUCCCAGGGCCUGGGACUACAACUCCCACAGUGCCCGCGGGUCCUUAUCCGAUCGCGGCGAAAGGCCUGGAAGGACCCGGGCUGUAGUGGCGGCCGCAGCCGCGGGCCCGGCUCGGCCCGGGUGAGCGCUGCGGGCGGAGGAGGUUUCGUGCGGGAGCACCUCGGGCAGGGUCGGCGUGUGGCGCAGCGCGGAUUGCGGCGUGGAUGUGCGCUUUCUCCUCCGCAGCAGGAAAUGGCAGCGCUAGGCAGAUCCUUCCAGGGCAUCCCGGCGGGCCCGGCCGUGGAACUCCCCACAGCGCCGGCCGCUGCCCCGGAGCGCCACGGCCCGCAGCCCUUAGUCGGCGGCCACGGCCGUCUGCAGCCGCCCGGGAUGGUCAUGGCAGGGAUCGGAAACGACGGCGUGGACGGAUCCUCCGGCCUCUGUCUGCAGAGCAGCUUCGACCUGGCCUCCCUGGCCGCGCUCGGGAGCCACAGCGAGGGGCUGACGGUGGCCCCGGUGAGCUCCUUCACCAGGAGCCGCAGCCAUGUCUCUGUGCGAUGUGGAAAGAAGCAUAAGCUAGAAGAAGAGGCAGAAGGCUGUCCUGUGCGGAAGAAGAGACUGACAGGAGCCAAAAAUUGCCCUUUGAAUCCCAACACUGAAGAAUGGAUUCUUUGUGCAGGUCAGCAGGCAGCUGGGGAGGUAGCAAGUCAGUAUGGUGGCAGCGGUCCUGAAACUGCCAUGUUAGAAAUUCCCUGUGAAGAAAUGGAUCAGACAAUGGGGGAACAGCAAUGCGAGGUUGCUCGCAGGAAACUUCAGGAAAUUGAGGACAGGAUAAUUGAUGAAGAUGAGGAAGUUCAUGCUGAUGGAAAUGUUAGCAAUCUGCCCACUCUUAUCCUGUCAGAUACCCUUAAGAAAGGGAUGAAGAGGGAUUUUGGUGAAGUCCUGACAAAGAAAAUAAUAGAAUCUAUGAGCCGUCCUUCUAUGGAGCUUGUGCUUUGGAAACCUCUUCCUGAAUUUAUGACAGAUAAACUGAAGUCUGUUUCUGUUAAGAACUUCAAGCAGCAGAGUACAGAAGUAUGUCAAGCUAAGCUGCCAACACCAAGAGCUCCUUUUGACCCACAGACUGAAACGUUCCCUGGAUCACAACAGACUGCCAUGUCUCCAGAUCCAUAUGCUAGUUUGGGAGUAUCUGGGUGUGCAGAAGAAGAAAUGGAGUUGUAGAUGCCAGAUUUUAGACUGGAAGUGGUGAGCUUCUGAUGCUUAUUGUUGAUGUUUUUUGAUUAUUUUUUUCUGGUUUGAUGUGUGAAUCUGAAGUUAUAUUAUUUGGUUUUUGUUUUGUUACUAACAAUCAUAAGCACACCACAAUCAUAGGGUGGCCAGGAAACACCCUAAGAUUUCUGUGUUCCAAUCUGUUAAAUAUUCUUAUUUUUACUGAAAAGGUAAUUCGGAGGCCUUUGGAACAGGGAAGUAGCUUUCCAUCUUGCUUAAUGGUGAAAUAUCCUCUUAAUUGCCCUUGGUAAAGCAUAAAAUCCAAAUAUUGAAUGUAACUGUGGCUUAAGCCACACCUUUGUCUUACUGAGCCAUUGAAACUGGUGCACAUACUAUUCUUGGCCAUUUGGUUUAAUUUAAAUUACAAAAUGUAAAGGAAAAAAUAUCUUCAAAUCUAGUCACGAAUAGAAAAGCAGUCCCUCUGGUAAUACAGCUGUUACAUCAUCUUACUUGUUUGGACUUGAUGUAAACUCAGAUGUAGAAAUUACACAAUCCAUGGAGUGGUAGGGAAGGAAUAUUACAGCUGAGCUUAAGUCUUUUGCUUUGUAGAAAGUAAAGCCAGCACUUACAACUUGCAGGAUACCUGCUAACUUCAGUCGUCUUUGGUUCAUUGGCUUCUAAAUUUUGUUUGUGGGUUUUUGAUGUUCCCCUCCCCAAGCAAUGCAAAGUUUGGAGAAAAGUAGUUCUCAGCAAGGAGAUUCACAUUUUACAUUGUGCUGAGAUUCUUUGUAUACAUGGAGUUGGAAAGUCAGUUAAGACAGUGUAACUUCUGACGAAAUGAAUGGCAUCCGUUAAUUUGGGUAAACAUGAUAAGUAAAUCAGCUAACAGGAUAAUGGCUGCUGGCUGCCAUUAGGAGGGUCAAAUGCUGGGUCUGUACCCAAGUCCCAGCCUUUGGUGGCUUUGGUGGUGAGGUAAAGGAGAUACCUGUCUUUUUCCUGAGAGAAUCUAGACAUAAAAUUUAAGCCACAGUAUGUGCCAAUAAUAGAGCAUCACAUUGUUUAUACAGAUGGGUGCCAAAAGAAUUUUCUACCCUGCACAGGGUGCCAAGGAAAGGAAUCCACAAUGAGCUAUUGCUUGUACCUUUUCUCAAUGCACAGCAGUUUGUUAUGCUUAAGGUUCUCUAACUUGUUUAAGGGUUUUAUCUUUUGUUCAUAAGUCCUUGAGCUUUCUCAGAGAUACCUGAAUUUGAGGCUUUUCAUAAGAAAUCCCGUUCCAAGUAACAGGUUCUGUUCAGAGUCCUACGUCCCAAUCUGGUUUUGACAUCUUGCUAACAUAAAGGAACAAGUACACAGUAAUGCAGCUGCAGAAAAUCUACUCUUCCUCUGCACAGCCAAAAGAUAAUCCUUGUAAUAAUAUUCUUCACUGCUGAAUAACCCAUAGCUGAAAGCUUGAAAUCAGUCUUCUCUUUUUGCAGUCCUUCUGGUUGUUCAAAACAUACCUGUUUGUUAAACCCUGUUUAUCUUGCUGCUUUUGUUGAAGGUUGUCUGAAAUUUCCUGUCUCUUGAUAAAACAUUUUAGAGUUUCACUAAAAACACUCCAGCAUUUGAGUAGGUAUUACUCUGGAAACCAGUAUACACCUGUACCAUUCUGGAAGGUUUUUUAAGUUGAAGAACAUGUGCAGCCUGUCUAUAAUGCCUAAUUUCAUUGCAGGGUCUGCUAUAAAUCUUUUGCAUGAACUGUGUAAAAAUUUCUUAUGUAUUAUUAAGCUGCUGAACAUCUUUUAAAACCUACAGCCUUUGAUGUGCUCCAGUGGUUGAGUAGAACAUACAGCAGUCAGUUUGGAGAAGGCUGUAGUCACUGCAGGUAGAAAAUGUGAUGCCUCCAAGUAAGUGACUGGUUUUCAGCUUGCUGGAUUAUAGUUAAAGUAUUUUAGGUGAAAGCUCUGAAUCCUAAAUAAACUGAAAAAAAAAGGAUGAAAAUUUCAAAAAUGUGACAAAACCAUCUCAGCAACAUUGAAACUGCAACAGAAGAUGUAAAAAAAAACUCUAGGAGGCCUAAAUACAUCAAAUGAUGCAGUUGUUUUCCUCUUAAAAACACCAAACUGCAUAUCAGAUUUGCAGAAUAAGAAAUUGUUGUGGAUGGCUUUUAAGCAUACUUUUUUCCUGCUAGGUUUGUACCAAAGGUUGACUUUCAGAGAUGUUUUUCCUCUUAAUUCAAUGCCAACAGGGCAUCACUGACCUGUUACCUGCCAUCUAAAACAAGAAUAGAGUGCUGCACUGUUGACAAAGACUAUGAGAUGGAGAAAAAAAAUUGUCUGACAAGUUUGCUUUGAUAAAAAACAUUUGCUUUCAUUUUUCCACAACGCAUUUCUGCCCUUGUGAUAGGAGACAGUGGGGGUGAGUUGCUUAAAUUGAUAGAAGAGUGGGAACGAAGUGACCAAGGAGCACUGAGCAAGAUCUUUGCUACAGCAAUCACUUGGAGAGGGUGAUUGGAUGAGAGAUCAAGCUGUGGGCAUUUACAGACUUCUGUAUUUGUGAGUUUCAUUUGUUGUUGUCUUCAUUAAAAGACUUUUAUUAAUGCUGUUCACAGACGGGAUGGCAAAUGCGAUGCAGUAUUAGGAAAAAUAUUAUUUUGAAAUACGAAAGAUCCGAUUCUGGUCUGUCUUCUCUUGGGACCAAAUCACCCUUUGUAUGUCAGUUUUCAAUAAAUUUUCUAAAAUAUUUUUUA
This is a messenger RNA of Haemorhous mexicanus (house finch), 4055 nucleotides long. It is a transcript of the gene CCDC117, whose product is annotated as coiled-coil domain containing 117. The transcript has 5 exons. Lineage: Eukaryota; Metazoa; Chordata; Aves; Passeriformes; Fringillidae. The record is from RefSeq and is a predicted model, not a curated record. The coding region runs from base 371 to 1339 and encodes 322 amino acids.